GGAGAAAGCCCUGUGGGAAGGGGGAGGCGGGGGAGGGGUGUUAGGAAGUUAUUUAAGGGCCAACUUUCGGGUCCUCUUUCCUGCGUUCUUUUGGGGAAGUAGCAGAGACGCACAGAGCGAGCCUUCGCUGGGGCACCUGUGGAGGGCGCACGCAGGACCACGUGACACUGAGAAUGUCGGGCAGCUCCAGCAGCACCUUUGGGGGCAGGCGGGCAGUCCCGCCCAACAAUUCCAAUGCAGCAGAAGACGAGCUCCCCACAGUGGAGCUGCAGGGGCUGCUGCCCCGGGGUGUGAACCUGCAAGACUACCUCAGUGUCACAGACGUGCACCUCUUCAAGGAGAGAUGGGACACCAACAAGAUUGAGCACCACACCGACAAGUAUGACAACAGCAAGCUGAUUGUGCGCAGGGGGCAGCCCUUCUACGUGCAGAUUGACUUUAACCGUCCCUACGACCCCAAGAGGGAUUUUUUCAGGGUGGAAUACGUCAUUGGUCGCUACCCUCAAGAAAACAAGGGAACCUACAUCCCAGUGCCGGUGGUCCCGGAGCUGCAGAGUGGAAAGUGGGGGGCCAAGGUCAUCAUGAAUGAGGACAAGUCUGUCCGGCUGUCCAUCCAGUCUUCGCCCGAAUGCAUUGUGGGGAAAUUCCGCAUGUAUGUUGCCGUGUGGACCCCCUAUGGCAUACUCCGAACUCGCCGAAACCCAGAUACAGACACGUACAUUCUCUUCAACCCUUGGUGUGAAGAGGAUGCUGUAUACCUGGAUGAUGAAAAAGAGAAAGAAGAGUAUGUCCUGAAUGACCUUGGGGUGAUUUUUUACGGCGAGGUCAAUGACAUCAAGAGUAGAAGCUGGAGCUAUGGCCAGUUUGAAGAUGGCAUCCUCGAUGCUUGCUUGUACGUGAUGGAUAGGGCACAGAUGGAUCUCUCUGGCAGAGGAAACCCCAUCAAAGUCAGCCGCGUGGGGUCUGCAAUGAUUAAUGCUAAAGAUGAUGAGGGUGUCAUCGUUGGAUCCUGGGACAACAUCUACGCUUAUGGUGUCCCACCAUCGGCCUGGACUGGAAGUGUCGACAUUCUACUGGAAUACCGGAGCUCCGAGAACCCAGUCCGGUAUGGCCAGUGCUGGGUGUUUGCCGGUGUCUUUAACACAUUCCUACGAUGCCUUGGAAUACCAGCAAGAGUCAUUACCAAUUAUUCCUCGGCCCACGAUAAUGAUGCCAAUUUGCAAAUGGACAUCUUCCUGGAAGAAGACGGGAACGUGAGCUCCAAACUCACCAAGGACUCGGUGUGGAACUACCAUUGCUGGAACGAAGCGUGGAUGACGAGGCCCGACCUCCCCGUCGGGUUUGGAGGCUGGCAAGCCGUGGACAGCACCCCCCAGGAAAACAGCGACGGCAUGUACCGCUGUGGCCCAGCCUCCGUCCAGGCCAUCAAGCACGGCCACGUCUGCUUCCAGUUUGACUCCCCUUUCGUCUUUGCCGAGGUCAACAGUGAUAUUAUUUACAUCACAGCCAAGAAGGACGGCAGUCACGUGGUGCAAGCUGUGGAUACCACCUCCAUUGGAAAAUUAAUUGUGACCAAGCAGAUUGGAGGUGACGGCAUGACCGACAUUACCGAUGCUUACAAAUUCCAAGAAGGUCAAGAAGAAGAGAGGCUGGCCUUAGAAACCGCCCUGAUGUACGGCGCUAAGAAAGCCCUCAGCACAGAAGGCGUCAUCAAGUCGAGGUCUGACGUGGACAUGAACUUCGAAGUGGAAAAUGCCGUGCUGGGGAAAGACCUCAAGCUCACCGUCACCUUCCAGAACAGCAGCCCCAACCGCUACACCGUCUCAGCCUAUCUCUCGGGCAACGUCACUUUCUACACCGGGGUCUCCAAAGUCGAGUUCAAGAACGAGUCGUUCAGAGUGGUGCUGGAGCCCCUGUCCUACAAGAAAGAGGAAGUGUGGAUCAGAGCCGGCGAGUACAUGGGCCAGCUGCUGGAGCAGGCGUCGCUGCACUUCUUCGUCACCGCCCGAGUCAAUGAGACCAAGGAUGUGCUGGCCAAGCAGAAGUCCGUGGUGCUCACGGUCCCCAAGGUCGUCAUCAAGGUGCGUGGCACUCCCGAAGUCGGUUCUGACAUGGUUGUCACAGUCGAGUUCACCAAUCCUUUACAAGAAACUCUGCAAAACGUCUGGAUCCACCUGGAUGGCCCUGGGGUGAUACGGCCAAAGAGGAAGUUGUUCCGUGAAAUCCGGCCCAACUCCACCGUGCAGUGGGAAGAAGUGUGUCGGCCGUGGGUCCCCGGCCCUCGGAAGUUGAUCGCCAGCAUGACCAGUGACUCCCUGCGACACGUGUACGGCGAGCUGAACUUGGAGAUUCGAAGACGACCUUCUAUGUAAAGGCACCGGAGGCUGAGACAGCCACCAGCACUUGGCCUCGUGUAGUCUUGGCUAAGAAAAUUCUAAUGCAGAAAUAGUCAACCCGUGCUUUAACUUAGGUGUGAAGACUAGAGAGGCCCCAGGGUAGAAAUGACACGGAUUAUAGACACACCUUCCCCAACCCAGGCUAUCCGUGUGGGUGGUAGCUUCAACUCAUUCCAUCGCCAAAGGAUUCUGAGCGUUAUCUCUAAUUAAGCUCUAAUUAAGCUCCCAUAGCUCAUAAAAGCCAUGAUUUAUCAUCACAAAUGGCUGCAGCGCCAAGUGUCGGAGGGCUUCCCUCGCCUCCUGUAAAACAAGACUUCUGAUUUACCAGUCUUUGGGGGAUAGCAUAUUUCCCUGAAAUGGAGGCGAGCACAUGAUUUGGGCUUAGAAUUCUGUUCCACUUUCGUGGAAUGAGGUGCCACCCUCUAUGUCAGAAUAUUUUUCCCAGGCAUCGAGCACAGCAUCAUUUCUCUUCGUGGCAAAGCCACAGGAAGGUCUUUCAUCUUGCACCUGCUGCCAAGUGACUGCCUGCCAAAUCGCACAGAUUUACCUUGUGAGAAGAUGGGCCCCAUAUUAACAAAUUGCAUUUGUGGAAAACUUAAUCACCUAAGAGGAGAUCAAAAAGCAGGUGCAAUCCUCAGAUCUAUUAAAUAAUGUAGUUUAUGAUGCAUUUUAUAAGAGGCAUCACACUAACCUGAUCAGCAGGCACCGAUAGCCCUAACUUUAACUCUUUCUGGGGUGCAGAAUUAGAAAGUAAUGAGGCUGGUUUGGGACUGGAGGAACGAGGAAUCACGCUCCUUAAUUAGUGAUUGUGCUUCACCUCUGUCCCUGCAAUGCUAACUUUCACAGAAUGGCGCAGGCCCAGGUCCCUUUUACAAUAGAAUUAUUCCACUGGGUUGGAAACAGUGCCCGGAUGUGGGGAAGGAGGGCAGCCACUGGUUGUCCCGUGUCUCCACAUGAGACCUCCGCGAAACACUGAGCUCACUGAAGGCCACGUGGACUCAGCCUUGCAAACAGCCAGGGCAAGUUCUGACCCAACCCUGGGGAACACCCAGAUCAUUUGUACUAGGCAACACGCUUUCCCCAGACAAGGCUCUUAGGCAACACGCUUUCCCCAGACAAGGCUCCCGGGACGUGUAUUUGCAAGGCUGAUGUAUGGUCAGGAUCUGCAUUGAUAUGCCUGGGGUGUGAUUUAGGUCAGUAGACUGUGAUUCUCAGCAUAUAGAA
This is a messenger RNA of Oryctolagus cuniculus (rabbit), 3620 nucleotides long. RefSeq names its product coagulation factor XIII A chain (gene F13A1). Gene Ontology annotation, biological process: peptide cross-linking; blood coagulation, fibrin clot formation. Gene Ontology annotation, molecular function: protein-glutamine gamma-glutamyltransferase activity. NCBI's taxonomy places the organism in Eukaryota, Metazoa, Chordata, Mammalia, Lagomorpha, Leporidae. The record is from RefSeq and is a predicted model, not a curated record.